UAGAGCGACGUGAGAGUGCACAAUGACAUCAGUUUAAUAAUAGAUUACUUCAUUGAUCAAUGUUGGGAGAGACUGUUUGGCAUAAUGUGCGCAUUAUUAGAUCGUGGCUGCGUUGGCUGGAACAGAGACGUGUAAAGUGUGUGUACUGUAUGUGCUUUUCAAUUGUUUACUGAAGGCCCUGUCUAAAGCCCCACGGUGCGCCACUGGUUCUUUAACCAAGCAUUGGGUUUCCUGUUGAAGUAGAUUUGUUCCUGCAGUGACAUUAUGGCGACAGCAUCAACAGUGUUACCAGAUUUGCAACCUUUGAAGCGGAGCAGCAGCUAUGAAUUACUGCCACCUGAAUUUUCUGAGGACAAACCAGCUUUAAACCUGGUUCUGUGUGGGAGGAAAGAAGCAGGGAAGACUUCAGCAGCCGAGGCCAUUUUAGGUCAGAGAGAGCUUCCUUCAGUCUCCAACUCCUCAGAGUGUGUUAAACAUCAGGGAGAGGUGUGUGGACAGAGGGUUUCCCUGGUGGAGCUCCCUGCUUUGUGUGGAACACCUCAGGAGGAAGUGAUGGAGGAAUCAUUCAGGUGUAUCUCCCUCUGUGAUCCUGAAGGCGUCCAUGCCUUCAUCCUGGUCCUACCUGUGGGUCCCCUCACUGAUGAAGACAAGGGAGAGAUAGAGACCCUCCAGAAGACAUUCAGCUCUCGAGUCAACGACUUCACCUUGAUUCUGUUCACUGUGGAGUCAGAUCCUACAGCUCCAGCUGUUGUUAACUUUCUAAAGGAGAACAAGGACCUCCAGGAGCUCCGUCAGAGAUGUGGAGGAAGACAUGUUGUUCUCAACAUCAAGAACCAGCAGCAGAUCCCAGAGCUGUUGGAUGCUGUGCUAGAGAUGAGAGGUAAAGGAUCAAGGAGCUUUACAAAGGAAAUGUUCACCAAGGCUCAGAUGGAGAAGGUUGUGGAGCUGGAUAACACUAACAGAAAACUUAAAGCUGAACAGCAGGACGUUAAAAAGAAAAGUCAGGAGGGAGAUGUUGAUGAAAGUCAGAACAGAGAGUGUCUCAGGAUGGUGCUGAUUGGGAAGACUGGCAGUGGGAAGAGUGCAACUGGAAACACCAUUUUGGGCAGAAAACAAUUUGAAUCUAUUGCCAGCCCAAAGUCAGUGACCAAGUUUUGCAAGAAAGCAACAGGAAAGAUUGAUGGACGUCCUGUCGCUGUGGUGGACACCCCCGGUCUGUUUGACACAACACUGUCCAAUGAUGAAGUUCAAGAGGAGAUGCUGAAAUGCAUCAGCUUGUUGUCUCCUGGACCUCAUGUGUUCUUACUGGUGCUGUCAAUCGGCCGAUUUACCCAGGAGGAAAAAGACACUGUGGAACUGAUCAAAACAUUUUUUGGCAAGAGAUCUGGAGAUUUCAUCAUCCCUAUAUUCACCAGAGGAGAUGAUCUGGAAGGUCAAACAAUAGAGAGUUACAUACAAUCUGAUGCCCACUUGGAAAAAGUGAUACAUGACUGUGGAGGGAGAUACCAAGUCUUCAAUAACAGAGAUCAGACCAACCGCAGGCAAGUCAGAGAGCUGAUGGAGAAGACCGACAAAAUGCUGAAGGAAAAUGGCGGCAGCUGCUUCACCUCAGAGAUGUUUCAAGAGGCCGAGGCGGCCAUAAAGAAGGAAAUGGAGAAGAUCCUGAAGGAGAAGGAAGAAGAAAUGCAGAGAGAGAGGGAGGAGCUGCAACGAAAACACAGGGAGGAAAUGGAAGCAGUGAAGAGAAGAAUGAAAGAAGAGAGAGACGAAAGUGAGAAGAGGAGAGACAGACAGCUUCAAGAAAUGGAGGAAAAUAUCACCAAUGAACGAGAGGAGAGAAGGAGAGAUGAGGAGAAGAGAGUGAAAGAGGAGAAGGAGAAAGAAAGGCAGGAAGAAAUUCAACGAAUGGAGUGGGAGAAAAAACUUGCCGGAGAAAGAGAGCAGAACAAAGAAGAGAUAAAAAAGCAAAAAGCAAAAUGGGAGGAGGAGAUUAAAGCAGCGCGGAUCAGACAACAAGAAGAAAAUGAAAAGAUACGACUAGAGGAGCAAACAACACUUCUAAGGUUGCAUGACGAAUACGAGCAGGAAAAAGAAAACCAUGAACGACUAAGAAAAGAAGAAGACAGGAAGAGAAGAGAACAGGAGGAGGAGAUAAAACAAAUGGAGGAAAAUUAUGAAAAAGAACUGGAAAAAAUGGAAUUGAAAUAUCAAGAGGAGGCCAGAAAACAAGCUGAAGAAAACACUGAUCUAAAAAAAGAAAUCAAAAGACCUAGACAAAAACUGAAAAAGAAAGGCAAGUGCACCAUCCUCUGAUCUUCAUAGUGACUCAUCAUCACGUCACCCGAUAGAGCAUCAUGUCCUCUUCAUGAACAGCAGAUUUCUGGAUGAUAAUUCUCAAACAGGAUCCAUCAGGCCACUCUGAGACAUUUCCACUUUGUGAGUAUUUUUGUUAGUAGAAUGUUUUUACUUUUUAAUAGUCAAGUCAAUACUUGAACCAAACUUCACGGUGCAGAUUAAACGUUGUCUGUUUCAUGGACUUAAAGUAAACUAACUUCAGUAAUGUACAGAUCAGUUGGUGAAGGUGUGUCUUUUUAACAUGGUGUGCUAUUCAGUGAGUAAAUAGAUGUAUGAAAUCAAUCCUGCUACUGUAAAUGUUCAAUCGAUAUAUAGCCCAAUAUCACACAUUUUACAUUUGUUUAGUAGAGAAUUAAAUGCAAUAGAAAGGCUAUUUUUACCGUUGUCAAAAUGAAUAUUAAAGUCAGCCAGGAUAAUGACUUUAUCUAUUUUAAGCAUCAAACUUGAGAAAAUUCUGAUAGGAAUUCUGAAUAAGGACCUGGGGCCCGAUACACUGCAACAAGUUAGAAUGGCUGCAGUGUUUUCCAGGUUGAAAGACUGAGAACAAGGCUUUCAAAGGAGUUUAGAUUUUCAUGUAGGAUUGAUAAGUAGAAUCAAAGAUGGCUGCAGCUCCACCGCCUGUUCCUCGAGGAAUAUGAGUAUUAAUGUGACUGGGUGGAGUGGCCUCUCAUCCGUUAUUUUUUUAUAUAUUUACUGUUGUGUCUUAUCUGUAUUAUUACCUCUAAAUGUGUGUAUAUGUAUAUUUGUUUCCAUAUAUACACGUAUAAGUGGGUGUAAAGGAGUGUAUGUAUAUAUUUCUUUUUAUAUAUUUGUAUUCCCGAAUAGAGGAAUUGACAAUACAGUUGACUUUGACUCAUUUAAGCUGACAUGUUGUUUGAGUAUCAGCCAAGUUUCAGUGAGUGAUCAUAAAUACAUGUUAUCUUUGUUGCAGCCAUUUUAUCUGUAUGUUUUAUUUGUUAAUCUGUUGUAAUAUUCUCCUGAACACUGGGUGGUGUAGAGGAGCAGGGAAGCAUAAAGGGGAGCUCACCAGGACAGGGGGGUUGAUUGAAAUGGUUUUUAUUUUGUUUUUAUAUGAUCAGAAUAGACAGUAUUGCUAUUUACUCAGUGGUUUUGAGUCGAACAUGUCAUCUCAGUAAGUGUGUUCAUGGACUUGUGUUAAUUAAUCAGUCACUGCCACAUUUGCCAAACAUUUUUUGUGUCAUCCUUUGUUUUAUUUACAUAUACCUCUCAAUAUGUAGAGCAUGUGCGGCCACAAGAUGUCGCCCUGUCUGUGAGCAGCUUGUUCUCAAAGUGUUGGGGUUUCUGUUCAAUGAUGUGCCAUAAAGACACUUCUCUUGAAAUACUGUGCACUAAUCACCUUUAUGUGAAACCAUCAUUGUAAUGAAUGUCCCAACAUUUCUUUUUGUGUGUCAAUAAGUUCUGAAGUUCAUCAUUUUUAGCCAUGGAUGUGCACUUACCUACUUAUUUGUCUUUAUUUAUAUUCUGGUAUAGGUAAUGUGUGUUUUCUUCUAUAUAUUAACAUGUUAGCUUAUUCUGUGUUAUUACAUACCCUUUACCCAUUUACCUGCUAUGCCACUUUUGCUGUAACAAUGUACAUUUCCCCGCUGUGGGACUACAAAAGGAUUUCUGAUUCUGAAUAAAUACAUCAUUCUAAUUUCA
Molecule: messenger RNA, 4014 nt
Organism: Trematomus bernacchii (emerald rockcod)
Lineage: Eukaryota; Metazoa; Chordata; Actinopteri; Perciformes; Nototheniidae
Product: calponin homology domain-containing protein DDB_G0272472-like
Exons: 4
Coding region: 265-2313 (682 amino acids)
Molecular function (GO): GTP binding
Source: RefSeq, a predicted model, not a curated record